AAGGUGUUUAUUAAGUUAGAGUUAAUAGGAAGAGAUCUAACUCGAUCUUUCUCUCUUCUACACCGUUGUCUGUACUUGAAAAUCUCGAUCUCUGCACAUCGUCAUCUCCCUUUCUCAGUUUUGUGAUCAUGCACCUUCUUAGACUUCAACAGUAAGAGACAGAUUCCAAUUUGCAUGAACGAUACAUCACUAUCACAACACAUCAUCAUCAUCUUCUUCUUCUACCAUGGCCUUUCCACCUUCUCACAGCUUCACGUUUCACACGCACGAAGAAGAUCACCACCACCUCCCUUCAACCUCUGUCAACGCCUUUCCCUCUUUGCCACCCCAACACUUUCAAGGGGGUGCACCGCCAUUGAUGUUGAAGCGGUCCAUGUCGUUUUCAGGCAUUGAGAACAAGUGCGAUGAGGUGAACGGAGAUGAUGAGUUAUCCGACGAUGGGAACUUUCAGUGUGGGGAGAAGAAAAAGAGGCUGAAUUUGGAACAGGUGAAGGCUCUUGAGAAGAGUUUUGAGUUGGGGAACAAGCUUGAGCCAGAAAGGAAAGUGCAGUUAGCAAAGGCUUUGGGGUUGCAACCAAGACAAAUUGCCAUAUGGUUUCAGAAUAGAAGGGCCAGAUGGAAAACCAAGCAAUUGGAGAAGGAAUACGAAGCACUCAAGAAGCAGUUUGAGGCAGCUAAGGCUGAUAAUGAUGUUCUUAAGAGUCAGAAUCAGAAAUUACAGGCAGAGAUAUCUGUAGUAUGAUUCCAAUAUUAAAAUAUUCGUUCUUGGUAGGAUUCUUCUACUUUUGGAAAGAAAAGCAUGAGUUUGCAUCAUUCCUCUCUUAAAUUUUUCUUCCAAAAAUUUAAAUUCUGUUCCUCACUUCCUCUACACAUGCAUUCUCGUCAUCGACUUUAUAUGUAACUCAAUUUGUUAUAUUUUGAGAGUAGAGUUUUCUUACUACUCAUGUUUUUUUUUGCUUUAUAAGAAAAGGAAAACCUUUCCAUAUUUUGAGUUUUGGUGCGUUUCAUUUACUUCUGAAACUCCAUUCCGUAUUGUAUCACUAUAAUGACACAGCAUUGGCCACUAACUUUUUAAAGUGACUGAUUCCCACAUUAACUAUUUGCUUCUAUAAGUUGGUCAUUAAUUUGGUGAAGAAUCUGCGUCACUGUCAGGCCCCAUACCUGUAACAAGUUGCAACGUGUUUCUUUUAUGCAACGUGUGUUAAUUUUUGCCAUGAUUAACAGACGCAUUGCACAGGAUCCAAGUAAUGUUUUAAGCUUUUAAACACCAGAAUAUAUUAUAUAUGAUACUUGAUCAUC
Molecule: messenger RNA, 1299 nt
Organism: Vigna umbellata (rice bean)
Lineage: Eukaryota; Viridiplantae; Streptophyta; Magnoliopsida; Fabales; Fabaceae
Source: RefSeq, a predicted model, not a curated record